Nyctereutes procyonoides (raccoon dog) is the source of this 1090-nucleotide messenger RNA. It is a transcript of the gene SPMIP11, whose product is annotated as testis expressed 49. The record is from RefSeq and is a predicted model, not a curated record. Bases 173 to 634 code for a protein of 153 amino acids. The transcript is spliced from 5 exons. NCBI's taxonomy places the organism in Eukaryota, Metazoa, Chordata, Mammalia, Carnivora, Canidae.
GCCAGGCAGCUGUUGUGGCGGGAGGAGGCGCCCGCCCACGCGCCCCUCGGCGGUUCCUCGGAGAACUUCGUUUGUGACGGAGGUGGCGACGUGAGAUGGGGGAGGAUAGCGAGCUUGACAGAGGGAACAGACAAAGGGAGCGUCAGUCAUAGUAAUUCUUCAGGGCAUUGCCAUGGUUACCAAACACAGAGUCCAGUGCUCCAGCCUGAACAUUCCAGAAGAAGACGGAGGAGCUGAGAUGGCCUUCUUCAACUUGUAUCUGUUGGGGUAUCAAAAUUCCUUUCGGAACAAGAAAAGGGACACAACUGAAGAAGCAAACCAGAAGGAACCAGUGCCCACUAGGCUUCCACCUAUUAUCUCAGAAGAUGGGAAUUAUUCCGUGCACCAGAAUAGCCACACAAAGUACCAUGAAGCUGUAAAGAAGGUGCUGUUAAAGACGUUUCCCAAUCAGGUCUUCAGAGUCCCCUUAACGGAUGCUCAGAACUUCAGCUUCUGGCGGUCCCAUGAUCCAGGAGUGCGUCCAGAGGAAACCAUGCCAUGGAUCCGAAGCCCCCGCCACUGUCUCAUUAAAAGCCCAAUGACCAGGUUUAUGGAUCACUCUGUUCUUAGUGACAGGCACUUCAGUCUGUACUGAGCAGGAUGUGUUUGCAGAAGGGCAAGAUGGACUGUGGAAGCAGGGCAAAGAAGGAGAAAGUGGGAGAAGGUGUCCUGGUUCCACUGAACGACUAAUGGGAGGAGGGGAUCCCAAAAGCAGAGUAAACAGAUUGGACUAGAAGUCACUUGUGUGUACCGGAAGGAGGGGAGAUUAUUCUAAUGCCCAAAUUCCUGUGAGAUCAGAUGUGUGUGGGCCAGAAUUUGGUGUUUGGUGUGGGAAGGGCCAGGGUACAGGGAAGACUGCCAAAGGCCUUGACCUCACGAAUGGCAGGUGUCAGAGUAACAAGUCUGGGAAGACACACACUGGUCCUCAUGAGGCUGAAGGGCCUAGAGUAGUCAUGAUCUCUGAAGACACUGCAGCUUCACCUUGGCAGCAAAACAGCCGGAGGAAGCCCAUUAAGCACAGAGGAAAGAGGUUCACAGCACUCUGGCAGGA